UGUCUGCCUUCACUGGACAUGAAAAACGACCUCUCCGAGAGGAGUUUGACUGAUACAAAGAGCAAGUUUUGAAUGAAUUAUGGACGGGUGACAUUUCUCCCUCCCAGGCGCAUGCAGAUGGGCUUUUUCUGAGUAGAGCGGGUUUGUCAGCCUUUGUUGAUGUUGUUAGUAAGUUGCAGCUCGGAGGGCGUUGCAAGCCAUGAGAUUCCACCCUUACGUCAUCAAGAGCGGAGCCUAGAAGGGACGCAUAUCGCCGCUUCCGAGGGCUGCGCCUUUAAAUAUUGGAGUCAGUGCUCCAAUGGUUUUUUAGAGGCAUUGCAGACUUCAGCGCAGGGGAAGAGACAGGUGCUAGCGAAUCCUGGAAUCACUUGGCACAAUAUGACAUCAAGGAUCUGAAGUGUCAUUUCGUCGAAAGCAUUUUUAUUUUCGUACUGUGAAGAAGACAUGCCGGAGCAGAGCAAUGACUACCGAGUGGUGGUGUUCGGCGCAGGGGGUGUGGGCAAGAGUUCCCUGGUGCUGCGCUUCGUCAAGGGGACCUUCCGCGAAAGCUACAUCCCCACGGUGGAGGACACGUACCGGCAGGUGAUCAGCUGCGACAAGAGCAUCUGCACGCUGCAGAUCACCGACACCACGGGCAGCCACCAGUUCCCCGCCAUGCAGCGCCUGUCCAUCUCCAAGGGCCACGCCUUCAUCCUGGUCUACUCCAUCACCAGCAAGCAGUCGCUGGAGGAGCUCAAGCCCAUGUUCGAGCAGAUCAUCCAGAUCAAGGGCGACAUGGAGAACAUUCCCAUCAUGCUGGUGGGGAACAAGUGCGACGAGACCGCGGGCCGAGAGGUGGAGACGCCCACGGGAGAGGCCAUGUCCAAGAAGUGGAAGUGCGCCUUCAUGGAGACCUCGGCCAAGACCAACCACAACGUCAAGGAGCUGUUCCAGGAGCUGCUCAACCUGGAGAAGCGACGGACUGUCAGCCUCCAGAUCGACGGCAAGAAGAACAAGCAGCAGAAGAGGGCGGAGAAGCUAAAGGGGAAAUGUGUGGUUAUGUAGGGUUAGGGUAAGACGCCAGUGGACAGGGGAUGGGUUGGACGGGGUAAGGGGGGGGGGGCGAAUCUAACAUACUCUCCUGCGCCCCCAAACAAGGACGUAGACUAGAAUUCUUAGUGACGGUGGCAACAUAAGACAUACACACACACACACACACGCCCACGCACUCUUCAUGAUAUAUCUGUUUGUGCUUGAAGUUUACACGGGGAGGGUCGCUGGAGGAGGACAUGCCACACUCGACCAUGUAGUAGCUUUGCACGGAGACAAGGAAGUUGAGACAUUCGUACGGUUCUGUCGGACUCACUUGUACAGUGCAAGACCAAACAUCUACAGUGCUCCCCAAUACUCCUCGAGCACUCUGAACCACUCACAAGAAGAAGCGUUGAGGAGCUCAAUGUCCCCAGUCCCCGGCAGAAAGGGAUUUAAUAUCACUGACUGUGCAUUUGUACCAGUGGAAGGUCUCAACGCCCACCUUACUGCUCGGCAACCUACCCCCUUCAUGACACGUCACACGUUUGGAUGGCAGUAGGUGAUAUGGUGCAUGGGAUAUUUGGCUGACUUUUAGAGGUAGCCUUAAUCAUUAGAAAUGGUUGAACGUGUUUAUUUUGGAUUUGGACUGUUGUAUGAAUUACAUACAAAUGCCCCACGCAGAGCAGUGCUAUACGAGCAAUACUUGUGAAUGUCCAGGGAAUUAGAUUAGUAAAGAUCAGAGUAAACUACAUGAGUUUUAGCUUUCCCCAAAUGACCCCUAAAAUGCUGUGUGCGUUGAUUAUAGUAUUGUGAUUAUUUUGUAUUUUAUUUUUAUAUUUAUUUGCCUAAUGUAAAAGGCUAUUUUUGGUCUACAUUCAGAAAUAUAUAUAUAUAUAUAUAUAUAUAUAUAUAUAUAUAUAUGUAAACUAAUUUAUGAGGACUAACACGUCUGAAAUGGUUUUGACUUUUAAGGGUGGUUAGCUGUUGAAAUAGCUUAUUUUCACCAGAAUUACAACUCUAAUGUCUUGCCCCUUUAUGUUGUGUCAAUGACAAAGAAAAAACUGGUAAAGAAAUGUGGCAAUACUAGCCUGAUUGUGCCAGAAAGACUGGUUAGGCUUUGUUCUCCCAACCUAAGCUAACCGAACGCUUUCAAUCUAAAUAACCGAAACUAUUUGAAUCAAUAUAUAAAAGUAACAGAUUGCCUUGCA
Clupea harengus (Atlantic herring) is the source of this 2219-nucleotide messenger RNA. RefSeq names its product DIRAS family GTPase 2 (gene diras2). The record is from RefSeq and is a predicted model, not a curated record. Gene Ontology annotation, biological process: signal transduction. Gene Ontology annotation, cellular component: membrane. Gene Ontology annotation, molecular function: GTP binding; GTPase activity. Lineage: Eukaryota; Metazoa; Chordata; Actinopteri; Clupeiformes; Clupeidae.